CUUCCGGUUGCCGGAGUUGUGAGUGACUAUUUAGGAUGAUGUCACAAUGAAGGUGGGUUCUCCGACACCCUAUAUAUAGCGGGGCUCUGUCUGUGGGGUUUACUGAGGGAGCAGAGCACCAAGAGCCCAGUGCAGACCAGACAGCCACGUCCGCCAUGAAGAUAACAGGGGCCGUUCUGCUCUUCGCUCUGGCACUUUGCUGCUUCUACUCAGAUGCUGCUGGCCAGGCUGGUAAGGGUUUCUGCAGUGAGUACAAGGAGCCUCCGAAAGGCUGCACCAGGGAGUACAACCCUAUCUGUGGCACUGAUGGCCAGACAUAUGGCAACAAAUGUGACUUUUGUUCAUCAGUCUAUGAAUACCUUGGAAGUCUUUGCUUUGCGCAUUAUGGAGAAUGCAAGUCGCAAGACGAGGCCAAGGAAAGAGAAGACCUUUAGCAUUUAGUUCCCAUCAGCAGAUCCCUGCAUGGAGCCACAGUCUCAUCUCAUCCUCCAUUUGCAGGGCUCCUGA
This is a messenger RNA of Trachemys scripta elegans, 507 nucleotides long. RefSeq names its product ovomucoid-like. NCBI's taxonomy places the organism in Eukaryota, Metazoa, Chordata, Testudines, Emydidae. The transcript has 4 exons. Bases 156 to 434 code for a protein of 92 amino acids. Gene Ontology annotation, molecular function: protein binding; serine-type endopeptidase inhibitor activity. The record is from RefSeq and is a predicted model, not a curated record.